AGAACAUACGUGUAUGCGCACGCACGCGAACAGGAACUUCCAACAGUCACCAAUUAAAGAAGAAAGAAAGGAAGAAAGGCUCUUAGCUUCGCGCUACGCAUUCUCACUUCCUCCUAUCGCUUUCAGUAAACCGAACAGAAACGUUUUGAACCUUCUUUUACAAAUACAAUACAAAACUAGCAUCAACCAACGAGAAACAACCAAGCAAGAAAGCGAUGCUGCGCCGCACACUGCGCUACGCCUUCGCCGCGGUGAAGUGCCCACCGGUGUUGAAUGAGCCGAUGGACAGCUUCGAGCCCGGCUCCGCCUCCGCGAAAGGCGUGCUGGCCGCCUGCAAAGCCGCUCGCCACGAAGUCCGCGACUGCCCGAUUGUGAUCGGCGGCAAGCCGUACACCACCUCCAGCGUGAUCAAGGGAGUCAUGCCGUCCGAUCACCAGGUGCAGAUCGCGAAGGCGUACAACGCAACGCCGGAGCUGGCGACGAAGGCGGUGGAGGCGGCGAUGACGGCGGCGAAGGAGUGGAGUCGGGUGCCCUUCCGGGACCGCGCCGCCAUCUUCUACAAGGCAGCGCACCUGCUCUCGACCAAGUACCGGCACGAGAUGCGCGCCGUCACGAUGCUGGGACAGAGCAAGAACCCGUGGCAGGCGGAGAUCGACUGCAUCGCGGAGGCGUGUGAUUUUAUUCGGUGGAACAUCCACUUCGCGGAAGAGCUGUACGCGCAGCAGCCUCGCUCGGUGGCGAACAGCGGGGUGUGGAACACAACGGACUACCGGCCGCUGGAGGGCUUCGUCUCGGCCAUCACGCCCUUCAACUUCACCGCGAUUGCCGCGAACUUGGCGGGGACGCCGGCGCUGAUGGGCAACACGGUGGUCUGGAAGCCGAGCCCGACGGCGGUUGCGUCGAACUUCUUAAUGUUUAAGAUCUUUGAGGAGGCGGGACUGCCGGCCGGUGUGAUCAACUUCGUGCCGUGCGAGCCGUCCGUCAUGGACAGCGCCGUCAACGCAGACCCGCGCCUCGCCGCGCUCGUCUUCACCGGCUCGACGCGUGUGUUUACGGAGAUCAACAAGAACAUCUACGGCCGCCUCGAGAACUAUCGCAACUUCCCGCGCAUCUCCGGCGAGACGGGGGGAAAAGACUUUCAUCUGAUCCACCCUUCGGCAGAGCUGACCUACGUCGCCGCCGGCACCAUUCGCGCCGCCUUUGAGUACCAGGGCCAGAAGUGCAGCGCCUGCUCACGCAUCUAUGUGCCGAAGAGCUGCUGGGCGGAGCUGAAGGCCCUGCUCCUGAAGGGGCAGAAGCAGCUCAAGAUGGGCCAGCCGGACGACUUCCAGAACUUCAUGUGCGCCGUCAUCGACGAGACGUCCUUCAACAAGAUUAAGAAAUACAUCGACGUGGCGAAGGCGGAGAGCGACAACUACACCGUCGUCGCGGGUGGUCGCUGCGACAAGUCGAAGGGCUACUUUAUUGAGCCGACGAUUGUCGAGACGAAGGACCCACGCGCGCAGCUGAUGCGGGAGGAGAUCUUCGGUCCGGUGCUGACAGCCCACGUGUACGACGACAGCAAGCCGGGCUAUUGGAAGGACGUGUGCGAGCUGGUGGACACGACCACCAAGUACGGCCUCACCGGCGCCGUCUUUGCACGCGAUCGCGCGGCGCUGCGCGAGGCGGACGGGCAUCUGCGCUACGCCGCGGGCAACUACUACGUCAACGACAAGUGCACGAGCGCCGUGGUGGGGCAACAGCCGUUUGGCGGCUCGCGGCUGAGUGGGUCGAACGACAAACCAGGUGCCGGGCAGUUCGUGACGCGCUUUGUAUCGGCACGUUCGAUCAAGGAGAACUUCGACGUGACGCCGGUCAUCUCGUACCCGCACCAGCUGCCGGACGUGUACACCCUGUAG
Molecule: messenger RNA, 1898 nt
Organism: Leptomonas pyrrhocoris
Lineage: Eukaryota; Euglenozoa; Kinetoplastea; Trypanosomatida; Trypanosomatidae
Product: putative mitochondrial delta-1-pyrroline-5-carboxylate dehydrogenase
Exons: 1
Coding region: 216-1898 (560 amino acids)
Cellular component (GO): mitochondrial matrix
Molecular function (GO): L-glutamate gamma-semialdehyde dehydrogenase (NAD+) activity
Source: RefSeq, a predicted model, not a curated record